AUGGCCUCGGUCGCUUCCAAUCCCGCUACCGUCGAUACCCAAUCGUUUCCGCAACACCUCAACAUGCCCACUUGCAACCCCACAUCACAGACGAAGAAGAGGUCAAAGAGGAAGCAUGAAAGCCUCUCGAGCUCGCUGUGCGCUACGCUUGUUGAACACCAACUAGGCCUGUCCAUCAACGUACUCAUGCUCCUCGUCUUGACGCACGUCUGCUUCCCUAGCCUUCGCUCUUCGACAAUUCAAUACUUCACCCUGUCUUACUAUGACGCCCAAACUGGCUUCUACAACCCGGGAUGGCAGGAUUUGAAGUUUGUCUCGCUCUGCAUCAUAGUCUUCACCGGCCUCCGUGCAGCCGCCAUGGACUAUGCCCUCGUCCCAAUGGCCAGAAAAUGCGGCAUCCACAAGAAGAAGGCUACCAUUCGCUUUGCCGAGCAAGCAUGGCUUGUCCUGUAUUAUGCCACAUUCUGGUUCCUCGGAACAGUGCGUACCCCCACAACCCGAUCGUGCCGUGUGCUGCAAAAGCUAACCUACAAACCAGNNUAUCUCGUCUACGAAUCUCCAUACUUCAACAACUUGCCCGCAAUGUGGUCCGCCUUCCCGACACGCUCCAUGACCGGUCUCUUUAAACUCUACUAUCUGGCUCAAUUCGGUUUCUGGUUGCAGCAAAUUAUGGUUAUCAACAUUGAGGAGCGCAGAAAGGACCAUUGGCAGAUGUUCACCCACCACAUUAUUACAUGCCUGCUCUUGAUCGGCAGCUACGGCUACUACCAGACCAAGGUCGGUAACGUCAUCUUGUGCCUGAUGGAUGUAGUCGAUCUGGUGUUCCCUGUAAGUUUACAUGUGCGGGACUUGUCUUGUCGAGUGCUGACCACCGAUCGUGCAGNNAUUGCGAAAUUGCUCAAGUACAUGGGCAUGCAGACCGCUUGCGACAUUGCUUUUGGCGUUUUCAUGCUUUCGUGGUUCGUCGCCAGACACGUCUUCUACCUCGCCGUUUGUUGGUCCAUCUACGCCGAUGUUCCUGUCGAAAUGCCUUACGGCUGCUACAACGCUGUAACUGGUGCCAAAACCUCCGAGGAUGGCGGCAACGAGGUUCUCUCAAAUGUGCUGCACGCUUAUACCAGCGGCAACGGCGAUGUAUGCUUCAACGAAAAGAUCCACUACGGUUUCCUGGGCCUGCUUCUCGCCUUGCAGGUCAUCACAAUCAUCUGGUUUGGCAUGAUUUGCCGCGUCGCAUACCGUGUGAUCCUGGGCAAGGGAGCCGAUGAUANNCUCGUUCUGAUGACGAAGAAGAGGGAAGAGGAGGAGGAAGAUACCCUGGAUACUGUGAGAGAUUUCUCGACAAAGGAACCUGAGCUGCGGUUGGCACCGCAAGAGGAAGAGGUUGGUGUUGAGAGCCUGCGAUUCACACGCCGACCCAGCCCAGCAGCCAAGCGAACCUCUGAGAAGAGCCGUGCCAGCGGUAUCAGCAUACCCGGCAACCACAAGGAUCUGCUAGGCCGCAUCGGCUGCGACAAGCCAGCUGGCGGGUCAUGA
Molecule: messenger RNA, 1533 nt
Organism: Aureobasidium musti
Lineage: Eukaryota; Fungi; Ascomycota; Dothideomycetes; Dothideales; Saccotheciaceae
Source: the annotation of a GenBank genome assembly